GCGCCAAGCUGAGACAUUUUUCGGAAGCGAAAAAAUGCAGUGUAGGUUAGUUAAUGGAGCUCAACACUCCUUUUUCGAACACUUCAGAGGGAUGAAGGCUGCCACCUCAACUGCACAUUGGGUGAAAAAGAGAAAGAAGAGUUCAAUAUGAUUGCAACACUGAGACUCAUUAUGGGUUUACUGAGUAUUAUCGGAGCAUUAUCCAUAGUUUGCUCAGCGGUUUACAGAAAAACAGUCUUCAAUCCGAAAGUCCACCCAAUAUUUGUCCUGUCAGUAGCGGACACUCUGCUGAGUGUACUGUGGAUCAGUGGAGCAGUGCUGUGGCUAACAGGAGGUCUCAGUGGUUACAACAAACCCCGAGUUCGUUGUUUCUCUAUCUACUGUAUGACCGUGAUACUUCAGUGUGUUUCAAUGAAUGUGACUCUUAUCUAUGCCCUCCUGGCAUACUUCAGCAUAAAACAGAGAGCCUUGAAUGGUGUCUAUAUGGUACCGCAGAGACCUGUGUCUAUCCACGUCUGGCCCCCUCUCUGUUCUUUUACUGCAUAUUUGAUUGCCUGGAUUCUACCAGUGCCUCUCACCAUGAUUCCAUUUGGAGUCAUAGCUCAACAAUACAAGAUAGUUGAGAAAGCCAACAACUGUUCCUGCUGGUGCUUACCCAACUAUGGCAAUAUUAUACCUCGGCCGCAAUUAGAAGCUACAAAUGGACACGCUGGAAAUGAGUACUUACAUCAUUUGCAUUAUUUAUUAACAUUUUACUCUGCCCUCCUGAUAUUAAACUUUGCCACUGUCUUGUGCUGCAUGGCAGUCAUCUAUUAUAAAGUCUUGCGUCAAAUCAAACGCAUGAUGUUGACACAAGGAAAUAGCGAAAACACUCCCUUAUAUGGAGCCACUCGGGCCAUGAUUCUAGCUGGACAGAAAGAUGCAAAGAAAAGGGUAUUUCUUUUUCUCACCAUAUACGUCAUAACUGGUUUCAUGAUCAUGUAUUAUGGAGUUGUUAACAUCAUUAUAUUCAACUUUGAGCCAUCAUUAACUGACAAAAGAAAUUUCAACACAAAUGAAGAAGUAAAUUUUUAUUAUCUCCUUUUAGAGGUAAAAACAAAAACAACAAAAGCACAAUUAUCAACAAGUUACACCAUCCUUGAAUCACAGGCGUUACUUGCUCCAUCACAAGGAUUUCUAAAUGCAGCAGCCUAUGGCUGGACUCGUGGAGACUUUCUGAGUGUAAUGUCCAGACGACGACACAACAGAGAACUUCCUGACUCUACCAACACCUCGUACGGGGCAAUGGAAGAGGAGGAGGAGGAGAAGGAGGAGGAGACAGACGUGGAAAGUGAGAGAGAAGAAGGUGAAGGAAGGCUCCUUUUGGACUCAAGGGAGAGAAGACAGAGAGGGAACACUGCCCUCACCCCUGUAUCCCCUGGAGGUCUCCUCGGGGAUGUAUAGAACUUUUUUGAACAUUCAACAUAAUACAAUUUUUGUGCGAGCGCAAAUGAAGGUGUGCAAGUACAGUAGCUUCUCCUCAAAAACUGUGAAACACACCUGGAACAUACUAUGAAAGGGGAGGGGGGUGUUCUGUGAUUGUUAGUGCUGCAACUUCUGUAGCACCUCGACAGGUUCUCUCCCAUUCGGACGGAUUUUCUGGUGGGAUGGGCAAUAUUUAAAGUAAA
This is a messenger RNA of Geodia barretti, 1667 nucleotides long. NCBI's taxonomy places the organism in Eukaryota, Metazoa, Porifera, Demospongiae, Tetractinellida, Geodiidae. The record is from the annotation of a GenBank genome assembly.